Messenger RNA from Alosa alosa (allis shad), 4784 nucleotides. RefSeq names its product myosin IEa (gene myo1ea). The record is from RefSeq and is a predicted model, not a curated record. NCBI's taxonomy places the organism in Eukaryota, Metazoa, Chordata, Actinopteri, Clupeiformes, Clupeidae. The coding region runs from base 429 to 3788 and encodes 1119 amino acids. Gene Ontology annotation, biological process: actin filament organization; vesicle transport along actin filament. Gene Ontology annotation, cellular component: myosin complex; actin cytoskeleton; microvillus. The transcript has 31 exons. Gene Ontology annotation, molecular function: ATP binding; actin filament binding; microfilament motor activity.
AAAUCAUCUGGUGGGAUUCCCUCCGGGAGUGUCGCGGCGAUAGGUCGCUCCUAUUGGCUAGAGGCAAAAGGCGAAUUCUCCAUUUAUGGAUCGUUCGCGCCGUCCAUCUCGUCAGCCAGCAGCCUCGAAGUUUAACUUUCCAGUUCGCCUGGAACGCGACAGUAGUCUGUGCCACUGCGCGUCGAGAUCGUAGCUCGAACGCAGCUCCGCAGUAUGGACAGGGAAUACGGGUCCUGAGGACAUUCAAUCCGACAUUUUCAGGGAGAACAUCUGGCUUAUUGCUGUGCGCUGGACUUUGUCGCCUCUUUGAAUCUACGGACUGGUAUUUGGAAAAGGACACAUUUUCAGAAAAUACACCUGUUUGUCACAUCGAUCGUCUUAAGCCUGCGUGCCAUUCACUGAGGACUGCUUGUUUACCCAAAGCCAAAAUGGGGAGCCGGGGCCACUACCGGUACCACUGGCAGUCUCACAAUGUCAAGCAGAGCGGCGUGGAUGACAUGGUGCUUCUGUCCAAAAUCAGCGAGGACGCCAUCGUGGAGAACCUCAAGAAGAGAUACAUGGACGACUUCAUAUUUACAUACAUUGGGCCGGUGCUAAUCUCUGUCAACCCGUUCAAGCAGAUGCCCUACUUUGGGGACAAGGAGGUGGAGAUGUACCAGGGGGCAGCACAACUUGAGAACCCUCCCCACAUCUACGCUCUGGCGGACAACAUGUACCGCAACAUGAUGAUCGACCGUGAGAACCAGUGUGUCAUUAUCAGUGGGGAGAGUGGAGCUGGGAAGACCGUGGCGGCCAAAUACAUCAUGGGCUACAUCUCCAGGGUGUCGGGCGGAGGCCCCAGGGUCCAGCAUGUCAAAGACAUCAUCCUGCAGUCCAACCCCCUACUGGAAGCUUUCGGGAACGCCAAGACCAUCAGAAACAACAACUCCAGUCGCUUUGGGAAGUACUUUGAGAUCCAGUUCAGCCCAGGAGGGGAACCUGAUGGGGGGAAGAUCUCCAACUUCCUGCUGGAGAAGUCUCGUGUCGUCAGCCGGAACCCUGGAGAGAGAAGCUUCCACAUCUUCUAUCAGCUGAUUGAGGGAGCCGGUGGCGAGCAGAAGAACAGUCUGGGCAUCACCACUCUGGACUACUACACUUACCUCAACCAAUCAGGAUCCUACAAAGUGGACGACAUCAACGACAAGAGUGACUUCCAGGAGACCAUGCAUGCGAUGAAUGUGAUUGGCAUCUCUGCGGAGGAUCGUAACUUUGUGCUGCAGAUUGUGGCUGGAGUUCUUCACUUGGGAAACAUCACUUUCAAAGAGGCAGGGAACUAUGCAGCCGUGGAGACCGAAGAGUUUUCCUUCUUCCCAGCGUUCCUGCUGGGUAUUGACCAGAAGCGUCUGAAGGAGAAGCUGACCAGCAGGAAGAUGGAUGGGAAGUGGGGCGGGAAGUCAGAGUCCAUCGACGUGACGCUGAACGUGGAGCAGGCCUGCUUUACACGCGACGCCCUGUCCAAAGCCCUGCAUGCACGCAUCUUUGACUACCUGGUGGAGUCCAUCAACAGAGCCAUUGUGAAGGACCAUGAGGAACUCAACAUCGGGGUGCUGGACAUCUACGGCUUUGAGAUCUUCCAGAAAAAUGGAUUUGAGCAGUUUUGCAUCAACUUUGUGAAUGAGAAGCUGCAGCAGAUUUUCAUAGAACUUACUCUCAAGGCUGAACAGGAGGAGUAUGUCCAGGAGGGCAUCAAAUGGACGAACAUUGAGUACUUCAACAACAAGAUCGUGUGUGACCUCAUCGAGAGCAAAGUGAAUCCCCCUGGCAUUAUGAGUAUCCUUGACGACGUGUGUGCUACCAUGCACGCCAAGGGCGAGGGUGCUGACCAGACCCUGCUGCAGAAACUCCGCGUGGGCAUCAACACCCACGAGCACUUCAACAGCUGGAACCAGGGCUUCAUCAUCCACCAUUACGCUGGCAAGGUGUCAUAUGAUGCAGAAGGCUUCUGUGAGCGCAACCGUGACGUCCUGUUCACCGACCUCAUCGAACUCAUGCAGAGCAGUGAAAUUGGUUUCAUUAGAGCCCUGUUCCCAGAGAACCUCAAUGCAGAGAAGAAGGGAAGGCCAACCACAGCUGGCAGUAAAAUAAAGAGGCAGGCCAAUGACCUGGUGAGCACCCUAAUGAAGUGCACUCCUCACUACAUCAGAUGCAUCAAACCCAACGAGACCAAGAAGCCCAAGGACUGGGAGGAGAGCCGGGUGAAGCACCAGGUGGAGUAUCUGGGGCUAAAGGAGAACAUCAGAGUCAGGCGUGCUGGCUAUGCCUACAGAAGAUUCUUCCGGAAGUUUCUCAACAGAUAUGCCAUCCUCACCAAGGAGACGUGGCCUAGUUGGCGUGGCGACGAGAAGCAGGGUGUUGUGCAUCUCCUACGCUCGGUCAACAUGGAGCAGGACCAGUACCAACUGGGCCGCACUAAGAUCUUCAUCAAGGCCCCAGAAUCGCUUUUCCUGCUUGAGGAGAUGCGAGAGAGGAAGUUUGAUGGCUACGCCAGAGCCAUCCAGAAAGCCUGGCGCUUGUACAUAGCCCGCAAGAAAUAUGUGCAGAUGCGCGAGGAGGCGUCGGACCUGCUGGUGAACCGUAAGGAACGACGGAGGCACAGUCUGAACCGUAACUUCGUUGGCGACUAUCUGGGCAUGGACGACCGGCCGGAACUACGCCAGUUCCUGGCCAAGCGUGAGAAGGUCGAGUUUGCAGACAAGGUCACCAAAUACGACCGGCGCUUCAAGGGCAUCAAGCGUGACCUGAUCCUCACCCCCAAGUGUGUGUACCUGAUUGGCCGGGAGAAGCUCAAGCAGGGCCCUGAGAAGGGUCAGGUGACGGAGGUGCUCAAACGCAAAAUCGAGGUGGACAAGAUCCUAGCCAUGUCUCUGAGUACGAUGCAGGAUGACUUCCUGAUCCUGCACGAGCAGGAGUAUGACAGCCUGCUGGAGUGUGUGUUCAAGACCGAGUUUGUGAGCCUGCUGUCACGACGCUAUGAGGAGAGGACCCAGAGGAAACUGCCUCUCAAGUUCGGCAACACGAUGGAGCUGAAGCUGAAGAAGGAGAGCUGGGGUCCGUGGAGUGCGGGGGGGUCUCGGCAGGUCCAGUUCAUCCAGGGCCAGGGGGAUGUGGCCGUGCUCAAGCCCUCCAACAAGAUGCUGCAGGUCAGCAUCGGACCAGGGCUGCCCAAGAACACGCGUCCGACCAGGAAAGGCAUCACUCAGGGACGCCCCAGCGGUCAGCGUGGUCACCACCACACGCCAACCAGGGUCGCCCCCGGACCUCCCGUUGCCCAUCAGAAUGGCAGUGUGAAGAACAGCACUCACUCAGCCAAUCAGAGGAACUCUCAGCACAGCACCCAGCGGCCGCCCCCUAGCGCCCAGGCGCGGCCAAUCCUGCCCCACAGCGGCGGCGGCGGUGGUCAGAGGGAGCGCGGAAGCAACAAGGCCCAGCCCAACCUGGACUGCCUCAAAGUGCCCGACCAGGGGGCCGCAGGAAGCCGACGGCCAUCCGCCAAUGGAGGAAAUGCACACAGGCAGCCCAGCAACAGACCCCCCCCUGGCGCCGGCCGACCCAAGCCCGCCCCCAAGCCCAAGCCGCAGGUUCCGCAGUGUAAGGCGCUGUAUGCCUACGAUGCCCAGGACACAGACGAGCUCAGCUUCAACGCUGACGACGUCAUCGAUAUCAUCAAGGAAGAUGCAUCUGGUUGGUGGACCGGGAGACUGCGUGGGAAACAGGGCCUGUUUCCCAACAACUACGUCACCAAGAUCUAACACCAACAAAUGAGAAUCCUACCUCCACACGAAGACCUAUCGGAGACCAGCACAUGCUUCCUGACUCCGCCCUUUCCAGAAAGAGGAUACGCCCACCCAUCAGAGAGACAGAGAGGGAGAGGCAAGGAAAGAGAGAGAAGAAGAGACAGAGCCUGCUCUCUUUUGCUAUAGAGCCAUGCUGGAUGCCUCCUGUUACCAUGGGCAACCCAGAUGAAGUGAUGGGUAAAGACUUCCUGGUUGAGGAGUCGGGGAAGAUUCCUGCAGACUUUUUCUCUCCAGGGUUCAACACGGACCCUGUGAGCACUGAACAAAAACAAACUAUUUAUUGUAUUUAUAGCUUUCUAUAUAUAUAUGCUGUAUAUUGUUUUCACCUGGCAACAAUAUUUAAGGUGAGUUAAUUUUGGACAGGUGAAGUAUUUGGUUAUAGGGUAAGGAGAUGAUUAUGAUAUUGUAUUUCUUAGUCUUUUUUUAGGGAAAAAAAAGGUAAUGGAUUGUGGCUUAAUGAAGUCUAGUACUGUCAACAUUUUAAAUGCCCUUUAUGUUGUAUCUGUCUUAUUUGUUUUAGCGGGUUUUUUUAGCUGCUAAAAUGGACUUGAUGUCCAGAAUGUCCCGUAGACCAGACCCUUGUUCAUGCCUGUAAUCACAAAUGAUGAAUUGGAAAAGGCUCCUUCACAUUAAAAUGUGAUAUUAAAUACAUUUCACCAUUUGUCAAAUUAGAGUAUUUGGAAUAUCUUUUUUUUAUAUAUAUAUAUUAUUUGUUGCCCCUUUUUGCUAGUGAAUAGCAGCCAGAUCACAAAGUUAACACUGGUAGUUUGGGUGCUGCAGCACAUGCAGAAGGCCGAGACCUUGUGUGUCCUCACCAACAAACUCCUGCUGUUCUCGAACGGGACCUUGGUGGUGAAGCACAGACGGCAUCCUUGCUGACCGAAGGGCCUGUUCUGGCCACUGUGCUGAGUGUAGUGUGUGUGGAUGAAAAGCACUUUAUCGGUUUGGAGC